GUCGUAUCAUGAAGAAAACCCGCCACUUUACUUAAAUUUGAAACCAGUGUUUGCUUGAUCCGAAUCGCUUAGUGAAGUUGCGUUUCCAUGGACGCCGCCUCCUAUCAGGAAAUAAAAGCUCCUUCUCAACAGAUAGGAACUAAAGCAUUUUCCUCCGAUUCGUUUAGCCCGUGUUCGGAAAAUCCAAUUGGGUAUUAUCAUGCUUCUGUUCAGGAACUCUUGGUUAUUGACGAUCUCCUCUCUGGCUUGGUUGGAAUUGAGGGAAGAUACACGAUUCGUGGAAAAGAGGAUGAAAUGAAUCUCCAAUUUGAUACAUCUAUGGAUUUGGCACUUCAGGAAUUGGCAAAACGGAUAUUUCCAUUGUGCAAUAACUUUUUGUUGAUCAAUCAGUUUGUUGAGUCGAGGUCACAAUUCAAGAAUGGUCUGGUUAAUCAUGCCUUUGCUGCUGCUCUAAGGUCACUCCUUCUGGAUUACCAGGCUAUGGUGGCACAGCUUGAACACCAAUUCCGACUUGGGAGGCUUUCUAUGCAAGGGCUAUGGUUUUUCUGUCAGCCAAUGAUGGGAUCAAUGCAAGCGUUGGCAACUGUGGUACAGAAGGCUUCUGCUGAUAAUCUCAUGGGUUCUGCAGUUCUUAACCUGUUGCAGAGUCAGGCCAAGGCCAUGGCUGGUGAUCACACGGUUAGGUCCUUAUUGGAGAAAAUGACACAAUGUGCAAGUUCUGCAUAUCUUGGCAUAUUAGAAAGGUGGGUCUAUGAAGGGGUGAUUGAUGAUCCUUAUGGAGAAUUUUUCAUUGCUGAGAACAAAUUGCUCAAAAAGGAAAGUCUCACUCAAGAUUAUGAUGCUAAAUAUUGGCAACAACGUUAUAGCCUCAAGGAUGGUAUUCCUAGCUUCCUUACAAAUGUUUCAGGCACAAUAUUGACCACAGGAAAAUAUUUAAAUGUCAUGAGAGAAUGUGGGCACAAUGUUCAGGUUCCUGCAUCUGAAAAUUCAAAGUUUGUGAGCUUUGGAUCAAACCAUCACUACCUUGAGUGCAUAAAAUCUGCCUAUGAUUUUGCCAGUGGUGAGCUCUUGAAUCUCAUAAAAGAGAAGUAUGAUCUCAUAGGAAAACUGCGGUCUAUAAAACAUUAUUUUCUUCUUGAUCAGGGUGACUUUUUGGUUCAUUUUAUGGACAUAGCUCGGGAUGAGCUUGUGAAAAGGGUUGAUGAGAUUUCUGUGGAGAAACUGCAGUCUCUCCUGGAUCUUGCUUUGCGAACCACGGCUGCUGCAGCUGAUCCUUGUCAUGAGGACUUGACCUGCUGUGUGGAAAGAUCAUCAUUGCUCAAAAGGUUGGGCACACUCAAAGAUCUCAAAAUUAGUAGGCCUGUUUCUGAUAGUAAUGAUACUGAGGAACCAGUAAGCAUUACUGGCUUGGAAACAUUUUCCUUGAGUUACAAGGUUCAAUGGCCAUUGUCCCUCGUAAUUUCAAGAAAAGCCUUAACAAAGUAUCAGUUGAUUUUUUGCUUCCUGUUUCACUGUAAACAUGUUCACCGUCAGCUUUGUGCGGCAUGGCAAGUACACCAAGGAGUUCGUGCACUUAACAUGCAAGGAACUGUCAUCUCAAGAUCAUCAAUUCUCUGUCGCAGAAUGCUCAAAUUUAUUACUAGCCUCUUACAUUAUCUAACAUUUGAGGUUCUGGAACCUAAUUGGCACGCAAUGCAUGAUAGACUUCAAACAGCAAAAAGCAUAGAUGAGGUUAUUCAAUACCAUGAUUUUUUCCUUGACAAGUGUCUGAAAGAAUGCCUGCUUCUUUUGCCCGAACUUGUGAAGAAGGUGGAGAAGCUGAAGUCAAUAUGCCUUCAAUAUGCGGCAGCAAGUCAAUGGUUGGUCUCAUCAUCCAUCAACAUUCAUAAGUCAGAUGUACUAUGCGAAGGUUCUAUUGGAUUGGAGAAAUCAAAACAAUGGAGACCCAGGAGUAAAUCCCAGGCACUAAGAUUAACGGCUCAAAAUGCAACAACUGUGACUGAUUCUGUUCUGAAAUUUGAGAAGGAAUUCAAGUUCGAGCUCCUGAGUCUCGGACCAAUCUUGAGCAACAGUUCCCAAGUAGAACCAUACUUGACGCAUCUUGCACAGUCUAUUCUUGGUGUUGGAAAUGACCAGUAACUCGUGGCUUUUAUGAGCCUGAUUAUUGUGUAUUCCAUUUGUUAUGAACAGUGCUAGAAUUUUUCGUUCCAUGGCAACAUAAGUAUUUUUAUUAUUGUGUAUAUUAUAUCCGUUUUUUGUACAGACCAAGACAUGUCAUAGUAGGAUGGGUAAGCAUUCAUUACAA
Messenger RNA from Nelumbo nucifera (sacred lotus), 2305 nucleotides. RefSeq names its product Spc97 / Spc98 family of spindle pole body (SBP) component. Gene Ontology annotation, cellular component: gamma-tubulin complex; microtubule organizing center; spindle pole. Gene Ontology annotation, biological process: cytoplasmic microtubule organization; microtubule nucleation; meiotic cell cycle. Gene Ontology annotation, molecular function: gamma-tubulin binding; microtubule minus-end binding. The record is from RefSeq and is a predicted model, not a curated record. Lineage: Eukaryota; Viridiplantae; Streptophyta; Magnoliopsida; Proteales; Nelumbonaceae.